Drosophila gunungcola (fruit fly) is the source of this 2779-nucleotide messenger RNA. Its product is annotated as general transcription factor 3C polypeptide 3. Gene Ontology annotation, molecular function: protein binding. Lineage: Eukaryota; Metazoa; Arthropoda; Insecta; Diptera; Drosophilidae. The record is from RefSeq and is a predicted model, not a curated record. Gene Ontology annotation, biological process: transcription by RNA polymerase III. Gene Ontology annotation, cellular component: transcription factor TFIIIC complex. The coding region runs from base 39 to 2645 and encodes 868 amino acids. The transcript is spliced from 2 exons.
UCGAAGGUUUGUUUACCAAAAAAAGGAAACCGGCUGAAAUGGCCGAUUCGGAAUCAAACGAGGUCCUUAUAGAGGAAAUAGACAGCAAUGAUGUGCCGGAGAACGAGCUGGAGCAGUUCCAGGAAACGGAGCCACUGCGUGUGGUGGACAUUAUCGACUGCGACGCCGAUGGCGAGCGUCGCAGUUUCGAGGCGGAUGAGGAGGAGGGAGCUCUAAUCAAGCGCUAUGUGCAAGGCGUCCAAUGUCUGGAGUUCCCUGAUUUUUGCACCAAGCUGGAAGCCAGCGACGAAGAUGAAGAGGAGGAGGAGCAGGUGGCUCCUACCGUGGAGCAGCCUCGCACUUCUGCGGCACAGGCGAAGCCACCGUCACAGGAGCAGCAGCCUUCAGGAAGUGGGCGCUCCACAGGUGGCGGUGGAUUUCGCAAGAGCCAGCUAAGCACAGCCCUCCAGGGAUUGAUGGGCGAGGCCAACCUGAGCUUUGUCUACGGACGCUUCGAAACCGCCGAGCGCAUCUGCAUGGAGAUCAUCCGGCAGAACCCGCUGGCCAGCGAACCCUUCUACACGCUGGCCGAGAUCUAUGAGAACCGCGACGAGGUCAAGUUCCUCAAUUUCUCCACCCUGGCCGCCCACUUGAAUCCCCAGGACCGGGACAUGUGGAUCCGAGUCUCCGAUCUGCUCGUGCAGCAGGGCAACCUGGCCCGUGCCCGCCUCAUCUACACCAAGGCCAUCAAGAUGCUGCCCAAGGUCUACCAACUGCGUCUGCGGAAGGCGCAACUGCUGCAGAAGAUGGGCGAAACCAAUGCCUCCAUGUUCACGUACUUGAAAAUGCUGCCCCUGAUGCCGCCGGAGGAGUGGAAGAUGUGCCUGAACACGGCCAAGAAUGUGGCCCGCUACUUCCACGUCCUGGAGAAGCAUACCCUGGCCCUGGAGGCCAUGGAGGGGGCGUACAGCGUGUGUGGGGCCCGCUUCACCCUGGAGGACAUCAACAUCUACCUAGAGCUACUGAUCCUAAACAAGCAGUAUGCCAAGGUUUUGAGGUGCCUGAGGGAGCGCACCAACUUCGAGCUGGAGAACGACCAGGAGGAGAGUCUGGAACUCAUAUUCUUCUGCGAGAUCCCCGACGACUAUGUGCCCGAGCUGCGGGCCAAGCUGUGCGUCAGCAUCAUCCACAUGCGGGCCCACCAUCUGCUGGGCUACCUCAUCCAGAAUGUCCAGGAGCACAUCACUCUGACGGCGGAUCGGGUGGAGCUGUACAUGGACAUCACGGAGGCCCUGAUGCAGGAGCACAAGUACGCCGAGGCCAUUGCGCUAAUGAGUCCUAUCACGGAUGGCGACACCGUCGAAUGUCCAGCGUUUGUGUGGCUGCGCCAGGCCGAGUGCCUGCGUCAGCUGAACCGCACAAACGAGGCCAUCCAGAGCUACGAAAAGGUGGUCCAGCUGGCCCCCUUUUGCUACGAUGCACGGUUUACCCUCUCCGCCCUGCUGAAACAGCAGGGCAGGCACGAGGAGGCUGUCCAGGCACUGGAGCAGCCAGGUGAGGCCGAGGGCCAACCGCUCAUUGCCCGCCUGCUGUACGAGCGGUGUGUGAUGCUGCAGCAGAUCGGGCGCAUCGAGGAGUUCCUGGACGUGGGCUAUGCCCUGCUCAGUCGUCACUCCAUCAAGCUGUACAACCGCGAGGAGAUGAUGGCGGCGGCCAAUGGAGGCAGUGCCUACAAUUCGGAGAGUCUGAAGACCAUCAUCCAGAUGCGCAGCAAGGCGGUGGAUAAUUCAGCGGAGCAGGAUCUACAGGAUCCUGGCAAAAGUGCCGCCACUGAGGCCUCCGAUCUGACCGUCAAGGAUGAGUUCAAUCUCUUCCAGGAACUGGUGCGUACGGCCUUUAAGCAUGGCAUGCACAGUGCCGCCGAGAAGAUAUGUUUCGCCAUGGUGACGACAAAGAGAUUUACCUACUACCACCAUGAGAUCGAGAGGAUAAUGGUGCUGACCUGCUACUACAACGACGACUGUGCCAUAGCCUUCUCGUACCUGCGGGAACUGAUAGCCAAGCAGCCCAGCCAGACGAAUCUGUGGAACAUGCUGUCGCUGAUGAUCCAGAAGGGCGACGAGGUGCGCUACUAUCGCUACAUGCGGCGGCUGAUGCAACGCCAUCCGGUGGACACCAAGCCGAUGCGCAUCUUCCAGGGGCACUACCAUCUGAAUUGCGCCUCCUUUAAGUAUGCGUUGAACAUCUACAUGCCCAUACUGCGCGAAAAUCCCGAUCCCCUGGUGGCCCUCUGCAUUGCAGUGGCCUUCAACCAGCUGUCGCUGCAGAAGAAGGUGCUGCGUAAGUCAGCCUCUGUGGCCCAGGCGGUGGCCUUUGCCCAGCGCUACAAGGAGCUGCGGUCCGCUGGUCACGAGCUCUCGGAUUGCGCCGCCCAGCAGGAGAUCUACUACAACAUAGGACGCAUCUAUCAUCAGGCCAACAUCCUGCACCUGGCCGUGGAGUUCUAUGAGAAGGCGCUGGCCGUGCCCCUUCAUCCGCUGAUUGCCGAGCACGAGUCCACGCUGGGACUGCAGCACGAGGUGGCCUUCAACCUGCACCUGAUCUACCGAGCCAACGGAAACAAGUGGAAGGCACGCCAGUAUCUGAUGCGUUACUGUGUGGUCUAAUCAGUGAUGUCUAUAUAAAACGAUUUCAACUAUGAGGUUGAGCAUUACAAAUGGUGUAAAUAGCUUUGUAUUCAUAAGCAUAAAAAAUGAAGUGAUUGAAAACGCUUUUGCACAACUAAUUAAGGGAAUCAAAU